Molecule: messenger RNA, 875 nt
Organism: Bemisia tabaci
Lineage: Eukaryota; Metazoa; Arthropoda; Insecta; Hemiptera; Aleyrodidae
Source: RefSeq, a predicted model, not a curated record
AAGAAAUCUUAGAUGAGUGUCAUGAAACAUUUGUAUCAUGCUAUCAUGUUUUCUACCCGACUGUCUACCUUAAAUGGACCUCUCUCUGUGAUCUCUUGUCCUCUACUGAAAAAGUAAGCGUGAUGAAAUAUGAUCGCCUGCUGAGUGCCGUGUUUGCUGCUCUUUGUAAUCCUACCGUGCGGCUGCGAUCCACUUUUCCAAUUUUUUCAACUGUAAUGGAAUGCAACGAGUCAUCAUUGAAGCGUCAAUUAUCUCCAGCUGACAAUUCUGGUUUACCCAUGAUGCCUUGCUUAGACACACAUCACUACCCAAUCCUGGUGGAACAGAUGAGUUACAGGAGUCAGUUGGAGGGAGUCAAAGCGCAGAACACUUGGACUUUCAAAGAUGUCUUAGAUCGGCUCCUAGAUCUUAUCUACAUACCUGUGAUGCAAGCUCUGUCACAAGAAAAAGUGAGCCAUUCAAAGCAGCUUGCGCACUACUGCUGUCAACUCAUCGCAAGGGUUGUCGCUGAAUUGACUGCUCAAACAACGGGUGUUGAUGAGGAUGUAGAUGGUGGCUGCGGAAGGGUACUGUACACAACACCUUCUCGUUUUAGUCGAACCAACCCUACGAGAACAUGGAAUACUGGAAACGGAUCUCCUGAUGCCAUAUGCUUUUCAGUGGACCGCGUCGGUAUUGUCAUUGCUGGAGUGGGUGUUUAUGGUGGUGCUGGCAACUAUGACUAUGAACUUGAAAUUCUAGACAAUCAAAGCACCGUAGGUCAAGAAACGCAGCGAUGGAACAGCUUGCAAAUGACACGAGGCACAUUUAGUUCAGAUGACGUCAACAACGAAGAUAUUGCUGAUAUCAAAUUUGACUUUCCCAUUUUCAUUAAA